GCUUGGGCCCCGAAGGACGGGACUCAGCCAAUCGGAGCCGAGCAAGGCGGGGUUCGACUCCGGGAAGGGGCGGUCGCAGGGAAGUAAACCCCGCGGCUAGCGCAUCUUUCUGCCUCACUUGCUUCUGCAUCUGCCCUGCAUCUGCGUGGGUUCCUCCUCCUUUCUUCCAGUUGGGCGGACGCUGACUCAAAGGGUGACGGGGGACGCUAAUUCAACUCGUCAUGGCCUACCCAGGAUACGGAGGAGGGUUUGGAGAUUUUAGCGGUCAGAUGCCAGGAAUGCAGCUGCAGAUAGGACAACCAAUGCCAGGAACAGGGCCAAACCUGCUCCCUGGUGGAUACCCAGCGUAUUCUGACAGUUAUUCCUCAGCAGGAGACCCCAUGUGGACAUACUUCACUGCUGUUGCUGGACAGGAUGGUGAAGUGGAUGCUGAGGAACUUCAGAAAUGUUUGACACAGUCUGGAAUUAGUGGAACUUACUCUCCCUUCAGUUUGGAAACCUGCAGAAUUAUGAUCGCCAUGUUGGAUAGAGAUUACACAGGAAAAAUGAGGUUUAGUGAAUUCAAAGAACUUUGGGCAGCUCUUAAUGCCUGGAAGCAAAACUUCAUGACUAUUGAUCAAGACCAAAGUGGCACAGUGGAACAUCAUGAAUUGAAUCAAGCCAUCGCUGCUAUGGGUUAUAGGUUGAGCCCUCAAACAUUAACUGCUAUUGUUAAACGGUACAGCAAGAAUGGCAGAAUCUUCUUUGAUGAUUAUGUGGCUUGCUGUGUGAAGCUUCGAGCACUGACAGAUUUCUUUAGGAGAAGAGACCACUUGCAACAAGGGGUUGUGAAUUUUGUAUAUGAUGAUUUUUUGCAGGGUACUAUGGCAAUUUGAAUGUCUAGAAUUUGGAAGCUGAAGAAAUACUGUGAAUUUUUUUUACUUGGAAGACAUGAACUGGACUUUGAAUUUAAUGCUUUUUUGGCUUUUCCAUGUUUCUACCUUGUUAUAAGUCUGUCCUAUUUCUAUGUGUUUUUACUUUAGUGCAUAAUUUAAAGCAAUACCAGAAGUGUUUUUGUAUUUGGAAUAGUAGUGCUUUUAGGAAAGCUGUUCACUUAACAUAUCUUAGUAUCAUAAAACAUUGGUAUAUGAUGAAUUGAUGUAAAUACCUUUUAGCCUUAAUUUUUAACAUUGUAAAUCCAGAAGAAUGUAUUUACAAGAUAGAUAAUAUAAGAAGCCAAAUGUGAAAGCCUACAUAAAGCUAAUGUAUACUUACCUGAAGGUUACAAAUUAUACAUUGAAUUUUUUUUCCUCGUUGUUGGUUUUGAAGGUGAACUAGAAGUCUGGAUUUUGUGCCAUAUUUGUAGAAGGGUUUCUUUAUUCCUUGAUUGCAUAAUUUAAGAAGAGAAACUCACUGGUCUUUGCCUAUGAAGAAGAAAAUUGUAGUUCCUAAAAUUUCGUUUUACGUCACCUUAAGUAGACUGCAAAUUAAUAUAUAGAGAAAUAAGGCUAUAGGAAGCAUUUUUUCCUUUAUUUUUUUCAGUGUAUAUUUUUCUUCAAUAUGCUUUAUUAUCUUCUGUGGGAAAAAAAGUUCUUAACAGAACAUACGUUUUCUCUCUGCAUUUUUUUUUUUUCAUUAGUGAUGACCUAGAGGGCCUAAAAUGGCAUCUUCCUUUUAAAUCUAGACUUUCUGGAAGUGACACAUAUUUUUAAUGAGAUGUCAACAUUUCAGUGUAUUCUAUUAAACUAAAUUGUUUCAUAUAUAAUGCCAACUGUUUACGAAGUUAAAAAAAUCAAGUAAUCUACCAAUUUGUUUAGAUAGUCAGAAACUAGGUUCACCUUUCUUGACAACAUUAGCCGCAGGUUUUGGCAUUACUAAACUGGCAAGUCGUUGAAUGCAGGUGUGUAAUGUGGGGGGUACUGACCACAGCAGGCACCACACCCUGUUUCAGAGUGGCAUCACUGUGGAAAUUGCAAAGUGGUCAUCACAUCCUUAGCAUUUCAGACCCCUGAUAUGAGCUGUUGUAGUUAAUCCUGCCCCUUUCCUUGCAAACACUCUUAAUCUUUCUUAAUGAAGAUUUGAAACACCAUGUGUUUUUCUUACACCUUAACUGAAUGUCUUCCAGCUUCAAAUGUGAGUACAAAUUGAUGUAAUUUUAGUAUGACUGGUGACCAAAUUAAUUAUUCUUUUUAGAAAAUUCCAGAUUUCUUAAAGGAUGGAGGAUGAAUGGUAGCAUCUUGAAAAAAAGAAAAGUUUCGUAAACUUACAGAAUUUUAAAUCCACUUUUACUUUCAACAGUCCUGGAAAGGAAGUAUUGGGUAGUCAUUUUGACGUUAUAUUUUUAUAUAAUUAGCUGUCAGAUUCAUUUGGUCAGCAGUAUAAACGUGUGAAUAAAUAAUCCAUAUACUUUUGUCCUCUGGCUGCUAAUUUUUUUUCCAUGAACAUAUAUUUGAUAAUGUGAGAGGAUGUUAACUGAGGUAUAAAAUAAAAUACAGUAUUCUAAUUAGAAGUGUUGUAGAAGAAACUAAUGUAAACACACUCUUACAUCAUUCAUGUUGAAUGAGGAUGAUAUGACUCAGCAGCCUGGUAUCUUAACAUCCAGCUUAUAGGUAAUUGCAUUGCGGUACUGUUCUGACGUCAGUUAUAAUUUUUCUUACUUGUAGGCUAAUGGUUGAGGCUAAAAACUUUAAAAAUGAUAUAUGAUAUUAUUCAUUUAAGUUUCUGCCAAAUGACACUUUGUAUUAGAACUCUUCAUAUGAUUCUCUAACUCGUCCUUUUCCAAAGGUGUUUCUGUAAAUUUUGGUCAUGGUCAGUCUGUGAAGCCAUUUCAGUGACCAAACAUACUUGGGAAAUUCUCACCCUUUUCAGGCAGCUUGAUAAAGCCUAAGGUACAGAAAAUCCUGUUUACUUCUGUUUGACAUAGUUUGUUCCAAAAAUUUUUGACCACAGAACUCCUUUCUCUAGCAGAACUAAUUUUCCAUGCCAAUCCAACUUGUCAGACAGUUCUUUUGCACUGUCCGUUAACUAGAUAAUCUUAUAAAACGUUAGGCAUAGAGGAUAUUUUAGAUGGAGUUUUUAUACCGAAAUGCAGCUCACUUUUUGAUGCUUUAAAGAUAAUUGAUGUAAACAGACAUCCAUUACUAAAGUAAAAAUUAAAUAGUCUUAUGAUGAACAAGGACUGGAAUAUGAAUAUCGUAUGGUAGUUUGUACUGGUUAACUCACACCCAAUUUUCUUGUAAAGAGUAAAAUAUUGAAUAAUGUACACUCUUAACAUCUAAGUGCUUUUAUUUAUACAGUAAACAUGUUUCCAUGUCAUUUUGAGAAUUUUUUAAUAAACAUUCAAAUAGCUUGCUGUAAAGUUUUGUAUCAUACAAAAUCUGUUAACAUAUAUGAGAUGCUUCAGUUCAAAUAACAGUGCAGUUAAUUCACCUCCGCCUAAAAAACUGCCAAAUGGUUCAAUGUCAGAUAUUGCACUUCUAUUUUGAGUGGCAGUUUACACCUUUUAAAUUAUAUCAAGGGGAAAUAAAUACUGUUGGAAUCUUAAUUUGGUCCACUUUAAAGUAAUUUCAAGGACUGUGAUCAUUUGAUCUAUUUAAGCAUGCAUUCAGAAACAAAAAGUAAUUUAAAAGUGUCAAAUAAUAUAUUUAUUUCCAGAAAAGGUAUUCACCCUGGAAGAAAGUAGAAUUUAUUAAUGAAGUUCAAAGUCUGUGCAGUUUAAAAAAUGACAAACAUCAAUUUAUAAUUCUUUCUCUAAGGAAAAUAUACAAAUCAAGUUCACUUGUACUCUUACGGCAUUACUAAACUGGACAAACUAAAUGAAUACAAUUUGUCAGAAAUGUGCUUUUCUUUUGUACUUUUGACAAAUUCACAGAUGAUAUGUUUUCUCGAAUUUGUAGCAGUUUUCUGGGAAAUUAAUAGGAAUAAAUUUGUGAACAUCUGGUAAUUAAAUCUAGUGAGUAAAAAUCCAAGACUUCUUUCACGUUAGCAUUUUUUCUUUUCUUUUAAACUUUAAAAUGCAGCCAUGGGUAUUUUAUUAAGUUUGAAACUUGUAUUAAAAAACCACAUCUUUUUGAUUUUGUAAGCACUUUGAAAUAAAUGUACAAUUCUAAGCUAUCAUC
Herpailurus yagouaroundi (jaguarundi) is the source of this 4097-nucleotide messenger RNA. RefSeq names its product grancalcin (gene GCA). Gene Ontology annotation, molecular function: calcium ion binding. NCBI's taxonomy places the organism in Eukaryota, Metazoa, Chordata, Mammalia, Carnivora, Felidae. The transcript is spliced from 9 exons. The coding region runs from base 222 to 875 and encodes 217 amino acids. The record is from RefSeq and is a predicted model, not a curated record.